This is a messenger RNA of Lachancea thermotolerans CBS 6340, 2079 nucleotides long. RefSeq names its product Tel2p (gene TEL2). Gene Ontology annotation, cellular component: cytosol. Bases 1 to 2079 code for a protein of 692 amino acids. Gene Ontology annotation, molecular function: telomeric repeat DNA binding; Hsp90 protein binding. Lineage: Eukaryota; Fungi; Ascomycota; Saccharomycetes; Saccharomycetales; Saccharomycetaceae. Gene Ontology annotation, biological process: telomere maintenance via telomerase; protein stabilization. The record is from RefSeq and is a predicted model, not a curated record. The transcript has a single exon.
AUGAGUGUGAAUCAGGCUAUUGAGACUUUGAAAUCCCAGCCCUCCUUAGAGGUUAUAUCCCAAUGUUUAAUCACUUUAAAAGAAGAGACCCGCUCUAAUAUCGAGGCAGCCGCAGUAAUAGUGAAAUAUGUUGUUUUAGUGUAUCCUUCACUAUCCGAUCAAGUUAGGAAGCUUUUGGUCUCCAAUUUAAGCAACUCCUUUCUACUUCUUACGCACGUAAUGAAUUUUAUUUCACUGCUUCAAAACUCGACCGAGGCUAAGAUCUGUAAGAGGUUUCUGAUCGAUACGCUUCGUAGCAACGUUACCUGCCUGAAUAGCUACAUGCGUUUAUAUACGAGCAGCACCGAAAAGCAGAUGUUAAAGGCGACAUUCUUUGGUAGCAAAUUGUUGAACGCUUUGAAUGGUGAAAUUGAUAUCGAAGAUUACCUCGAAAUAAUGAAAAACCAGCUAGUAUACAUUCUCGCUCGCCAUGAAGUCGUUGAAGAGAAGGCCUGCACUGACUUUUUUAUUUCGUUUCUGAGUCUGCAUCCAGCUUGCGCAUCGAAUGUGUUUUUUGGUGGCCUCGUUUUCUCAAACGAAGACAUGUUUAGGAAAUAUGUCCAGCUACUUCGAAAUUCAUCAGCUUUUACCCAAAAAAGACUGGUCAAGUCUAUGGUUCAGUUUCUGAACUCGAAUACCACUUAUUCUUCCAGCGAUUCCAUCUACAAUGUCCUCCUCCAUACUGGAACAAGCAUGAUCGGCUUUGAAACAUUGAUGAGACUCAGAAGUAAUUUUCUUCAAGCCAUAGUGGUUCAUCUCUUGACCGAUACUGAACUGCUUAAUUUAUAUCGGUAUUUGAUGAGUUUUUUUCCAAGGCCUGAUCACCCAGAGGACGAAACUGUCUGUUAUCUACUUUCUAUCCUCCUUGAAAAGCUUACAAGUGCCGAAAGGGAGCAAAAAGGCCAUGAUCCAAUCUUUUUAGAUGCGGUUACAUCACGCUUGAGCUCACAAAAUUCUGAAGCAAGAGAAAGAACAAUGUUCAUAGCUAAGAAAAUCGCUGGAAGCGAGCUUAAGUAUGAAAGCAGCUUCACAAUCGAAAUACCAGUCAUAUUAAAACCAAAGACAGAGAACAUCGAUUAUCGGGUUUUUUGGGCGUCUAGUGGCAUUGACGUCGAAGGAAACCUAGAGAGAAAAAGCUUUAGCUCACCAUCGAAUAAAAUAAACAAUGAGCUCGCCUCGCUGAAACUUUCUGAUGAGGAGACCAAUGAGGAGGGUCCGCAGAUUGUUUUCUUGAAAGAUUUGGUUCGUGAGUUUGAACUCGACAAUAAGAGUCACAGAAGUCAAGUCUUUCUUCUUAAAGCUACUGUAAAGCUUGUUCGUCAGAAGAUAGACUUCCAGCUCGAGAUACAAUCCUACAGCUCAAUCUUACUGUCCAUCAUUGGCUCGUUGAGUAAUACUCUAGAAGAGCCUGCUUUUGAAGAAUGGAAAAUAAACGCGUUAGUUAGUCUGUUGUUUGUCGCUCCUGAGAAGGUGGUGGAUUUAGUGCGAAUUUUAUUCGGAAAUGAGCUAUCACUUCAGCAGCGAAUGAGCUUGCUCUCUGCAUUGGGGCUUGCGGCACGAGAACUUCGGGGAAUUGACGACAACAUGAUCUUAAAACCGCAAACAGACUUUCCGACGAAGCGUUUACCGUGGGACGAGGGCGACAAGGAAAGCAAGCCAGCUUUGGCUCAGUCUUCGCGCAUCGACGCUUCCCCCCUCCGAGGUGAACAAGUUGUGUGGAAAUCGCGUAAAUUGAAAAUGAAUGCAUCAGAGACAGUUGCACCCGAAAACAGAUUUAGAAAGUUUGCUCCCAAAUUCUUUUAUCCACUUGCACAUGGCUGGCUGAAUGGAAUAGACAUGGGUACCUAUGAUCAUAUGUUCAAAAAACACUACUUAUCGACCAUGCAAAUUAUCCUUUCUGCAUCCUUCCCUCAUUACGAGUUUAGGGCCAUGUAUCAGCAAAUGUGCACCAUUCUAGAGAAUGCGUUGGAACAAGGCAUCGAGGUUGAUGCGACUAGAGUCUCUAAUCUUUCAAAGCUUGCUCUGCAAGAGUUGGAAUAG